AAAAAUCAUGUUAGAACUACAAGAUUUCCAUUACACAAUAAUGGUUUUUACAAGCACGUGGGAAAAGCUUGCUAUAUAACCCUAGGGCACUCGAAAGAAACUUCAAACGACUCUUCACAUACCUAGAAGACUCUAAAUAAACAUUGUAUUAUGUUAUAACAUCUUAGCCAUGGCCUCUCUUCAGUUACCAACCUGCACUUCACAUUUUUACGCAAAUUCUACCGCAGCCGAAAAAUCCUCAGCCACCCGGUUUUUGUUAAACCGCCCAAACCGUAAACAUAUAAAUUUUAGGAAAACAUUGUCAUGCAGAGCUGCCAAAGAACAAGAAGACGAGAACAAGGCGCGGAGCGAGUCUAAAUUGGACCGGAGAGAUGUGCUUGUAGGUCUGGGAGGCUUAUACGGUUCAGCUGCGGUGCGUCAAGACGCGUUCGCCGCACCUGUGGACGCGACGAAUUGUAGCACGGCAGGCACUUUGCCGAGCUGCACGAACGUGAAAGAUCAAAAAUGCUGCCCUCCCCCGAAUCCGAACAUAAGUGAUUAUGUUCUGCCCGAAUACAGAUCCUUGCGGACUAGGCCAGCGGCUCAUUUGGCGAACAGGAAGUAUGUUGAGAAGUAUAAUAAGGCGCUGAAAAUUAUGAGAUCUCUGCCGAAUGAACAUCCGCAUAGCUUCGCACAACAAGCUGCGAUUCAUUGCGCUUAUUGUGACUCCGCUUACGAAAUGGUUGGCUUCCCGAAUGCGAAAAUCGACGUCCAUUUCAGCUGGCUGUUCUUCCCGUUUCACAGAUGGUACUUGUACUUUUACGAGAGAAUAUUGGGAAAACUCAUCGGGGAUCCGGAUUUUGCGAUACCGUAUUGGAACUGGGAUGCGAAGGCCGGGGUCUCGGUUCCUGACAUGUUCAACAAUCGGGACUCUCCGCUCUAUGAUAAACUACGGAAUGACGAUAGCCAAUUAAAGAUGGAUCUCAACUACGAUUAUAAGGAUGCGGCGAACUAUGUAAGUCCUGUCGGCAAGCAACUUAUCGAAUCGAAUAAGAGUUUGAUGUAUACAUCGAUGGUGAGUGCGAGGACUCCUACAUUGUUCUUUGGACAAGUCUACCGUGGGGGAGAUGCUCAGAUUAAUGGACCUGGGACGAUAGAGAGACAACCACAUACCGCGGUGCACGUACUAAUGGGGGACCGAAACCAAAUUAAUGGAGAGGACAUGGGACGAUUCUAUUCGGCUGGUCGAGACCCAAUCUUCUAUUCUCAUCAUGCGAAUGUGGAUAGAUUGUGGAAUAUUUGGAAGCGCCUCCCGGGCAAAAAUCGCAAAGAUUUCGAUCAGACUGAUUAUUUGGACUCGGCUUUUCUGUUCUAUGAUGAGAACGAGAAGCUGGUGAGAGUCAAGAUUCGAGACUGUCUUGAUUCUUCGAAGCUGGGAUACGAUUACGAGAAAGUUCCUCUCGAAUGGCUCAACUCUCGGGCACCACGGAAGGCACCUCGAAAGAAGGCCGGGGUGGCGAAUGCUGCGGAAGUCUUCCCCAAAGCGGACGAGGUCUUUCCCAAAGUGCUGGACGGUUUGAUUAAAGUGACCGUUCCAAGGCCUAAGAAGUCGAGGAGCAAAGAGGAAAAGGAGGACGCGGAGGAGAUAUUGGUGAUAGAUGGAAUUGAGUAUGAUGGAAACGAGUAUGUUAAAUUUGAUGUUUAUAUCAAUGACGAAGAUGAGAUUGAGAGCGGACCUAACAAUGCAGAGUUUGCUGGAACGUUUUCAAAUGUACCUUCCGUAUCUAAGUUAAGAACAAAAGCUUCUCUUACUUUCGGGAUUAAUGAGCUUCUGGAAGAUUUGGAUGCUGAUGGUGACGAAACUCUGGUGGUGGCUUUGGUUCCGAGAACCGGCAAAGGUAAAGUUACCAUUGGCGGAGCUAGGAUUAUCAUCUCUUCUGAGUGACUCCAUCUAUGACUUAUCUAAGCUAGCAGCUAAUAAAAACAAGUCCUACAUGUAUUGAGUGCUUUGUAUUCCUGGUUAGUUUGAGCUCUAUCUCGGUUUUUCGAGCUAUUGAAUAAAUGUCAUAAUUUUUUUA
Molecule: messenger RNA, 2057 nt
Organism: Daucus carota subsp. sativus
Lineage: Eukaryota; Viridiplantae; Streptophyta; Magnoliopsida; Apiales; Apiaceae
Product: polyphenol oxidase I, chloroplastic
Exons: 1
Coding region: 170-1924 (584 amino acids)
Biological process (GO): pigment biosynthetic process
Molecular function (GO): catechol oxidase activity
Source: RefSeq, a predicted model, not a curated record